UCAACGUCAUACCUAACUGUCACCAACGUAAACAAAACAAAAAACAGGGUUCGACGAACUUUAUUUUAUCAUAAUGCAGUACCUUUUCCCAAUAAAGAAAAGCCGCCCUAAAUAAUCAAGAAAAUGUCUCAAAAUGAAAGGACCCAAGAACCUGAUACUGUUACAACUAUUUCUAGCAAUAUUGUUAAUUGUGGUGCUUUAUUUUGCCUUUGUAACAUUAAGCCUUAAAGUUCCCUCCACUGUAGCUACUAGUAUAGUACAAGAAGCACAAAACCUUAGCUUUAUACAUUCUUCACCAGUUACAACGCCGCGAAAUAUUAUAAAUAACGACUUCAAUAUUUGGCUAAUAUUUACAAAGGUAAACAAUAAAUCUUCUUUGACUUACAAGUUUGGGAAUUUGGUGCAUAAUUUACUGAAUGUAACCUCUGUGCCAUUGCGCUUUCAUAUCUUGGUUGAUGAAAAGUCAAAGGGAAUAGCACAGAAUAAACUAUCAGAGGUUGUGUAUAGAUCAAACAAGAGCUUGGUAUACACAUUUUAUGAUGUUCAAAAUGCUGCUGCAAAAAUACAGGAUAUUGUUCGUGUUAUGACCCCAUUUUUCAGUUCGAAGCCUGGUACAUACUACAGUGAUGCCUUGUUUUAUAUAUCUUUAGGAUUGUAUAGGGUAGCUCCUUUGUCCCAAAAAAGAGCUAUUUUACUUGACUGUGAUUUAUUCUUUAAGAAAGAUGUCGCCUUAUUAUUUGAACAAUUCAAUAGCUUUAAGCCUACAGCCUUAUUUGGCCUAGCCCCAGAACUCUCACCAGUAUACCGACACAUACUGCACAUGUACAAACUAAAACACAAAACGACCUUUGGGGACUUUUAUCAUCAGAGGCCCAUCUCCCCGUAUAAAACACACCCGCAAGGCUUUCAGGGGUACAACAGUGGAGUGGUGAUGAUCAACUUUGUGAAGUUAAGGACCUCAAAAGAAUUUCCAAAAGUCAUUUCAAAACUGAACAUAAUCAAUAUGACUGAGAAGUAUAGGUUUAGGGGCCACCUAGGGGAUCAAGAUUUUUAUACUAUGUUAGGUUACGAGUUUCCUCAUUUAAUUCAAACAAUACAUUGUGGGUUUAACAGGCAAUUGUGUACUUGGUGGAAAGAUCACGGUUACAGGGAGAUUUUCGAUUAUUAUUUUCAAUGCGAGCAUCCUGUUAUGGUGCUACAUGGCAACUGUAACACUAAACUUCCAAGAGUUUGACCACUUUUAUAUUUUAAGAGGGAGGUUUAAAAUCUAGCUUUUAGAUCUGAUCAUAGUUGUUUUAUGAAUAAUUUGUACUUGCCAUUAAAGCUUUGCCAUUUUAUAAACUUGCUGUAGAUGUUAAUUAAUUUUUAAGUAGUGCAAUAAUAGUUUCAAAUAAUUAAUAAAGAAUUUUUAUAUAUUUACUUUUUUUAUAGGCAAUAAGAUAUAUGUUAGCUAUGCUUUAUUAUAAAUUUGUUUUAUUAGGGGAUACCCACUUAAACAAUUAAAAAUAAACUUUUUUUUUAUAAAACUA
Anthonomus grandis grandis is the source of this 1529-nucleotide messenger RNA. RefSeq names its product xyloside xylosyltransferase 1-like. Lineage: Eukaryota; Metazoa; Arthropoda; Insecta; Coleoptera; Curculionidae. Bases 134 to 1234 code for a protein of 366 amino acids. Gene Ontology annotation, molecular function: UDP-xylosyltransferase activity. The record is from RefSeq and is a predicted model, not a curated record. The transcript has 3 exons.